Messenger RNA from Paraphaeosphaeria sporulosa, 726 nucleotides. RefSeq lists its product as uncharacterized. Lineage: Eukaryota; Fungi; Ascomycota; Dothideomycetes; Pleosporales; Didymosphaeriaceae. Bases 1 to 726 code for a protein of 241 amino acids. The record is from RefSeq and is a predicted model, not a curated record. The transcript is spliced from 3 exons.
AUGUCGCCAAACUUCAUCUUUCGAAUCGACGAGAUACGCGAGAGCUUACAAACGGCCGCGUCGUAUGAUAGAUAUGGAAUCUGGAAUCCUUCGACCGAUAGUGGCGGUAACGAACGCAUGAACGGUCACGGCGCAACUGGCAUGUGGUGGUAUUGCAAUGGUCAAAACAUACAACGCUUGAAUGUCAAUGCGCCGCCUCAUGGAUCAUCACACUUCCAGACUUUCUCUGUCUUUUACUGCGAUGGAUUCGGUUUCUGGGUUUUACGAGGAGAUGCGACUAGUCCACCUGCUGCAGAAGCGUGGCAUCCUCUUUCGUUUGAUUGGGAUGAGCAUGAUUACUCUGCCUACCUAACCAACGCGGGUUACCAACGCACACUGAGAGUACAACGGAAUGACCAAAUGUGGCCUCGGAUGCUCCUACCAACCACUAACCAAGUUCCACCUGUAACCACGAGUCAGAGAUACGGUGGUCUGAAGGGUGACCUUGCUAUUUUCUUGGCUCUGAUUGCUCUGUCCAUGGAUCGACCGUAUGUGCCGCACGUGCUGCCGCAAAUGUUUGCUCGAGAGGCUUGGACAAUACAUCAACAUCCCCAUGGGCGUUUGAAUCAAAGAGGUGUAGUCGUAUACGUUUACACUGUCCCAGCAUCAUGGGACCCGACAGGCAAGUCUACGGCAAAGGAGCUCAAAAACUACCAAGAUGGCGUGCAUGGAAAAUACUACUAUUAA